This is a messenger RNA of Ixodes scapularis (black-legged tick), 1524 nucleotides long. RefSeq lists its product as uncharacterized. The coding region runs from base 1 to 1524 and encodes 507 amino acids. NCBI's taxonomy places the organism in Eukaryota, Metazoa, Arthropoda, Arachnida, Ixodida, Ixodidae. The record is from RefSeq and is a predicted model, not a curated record. The transcript has a single exon.
AUGGCUACGCCCCCAAUUGUGAUUGCGGAAAACGACACCAGUGCGAACAAAACGGCAGCCGGUCAUCUCGGCAACGGUCAACAACCUGCGGAAGCAGGGACAAGUGGCAAGCUCGUGGACGGCAGCAAAGGAAAUCAUGACAACUCAACUUCCAACGACACUUCUGACUCUGACAUGACUACAUCAGGCCCAGAGGACCAGGAUGACGAGGACUUCAUUCCUGUGAAGACAGGACGCAAACGGAAGCGCAAGAUCGAGAGCGCCAGUGAUGAGGAAAGCAGAAAGAAAGCCAUCGUUUCACUCGGUCGGACGGUCAUCUUCGCACCGCAAGACCCGACGAUACUUCUGAACAAGCUCAACGGCCUGAAGCUCACGGAGGCUCUAAAUAGUCACGCCCCUACCGAAGUUGGUGAAAUUCGCUGCAACAAGAGAUUGAACACACUCGCGGUGGACACACGAAAUCAAGAAUCCACAGCGUCCUUGCUGCGAAUCAGGAAGCUCGUCGGCAUUGCAGUGCGGGCAUACGAGCCUCGGAAUCCGAACACUGCUGUGGGCAUUAUUCGGGACGUUGACGCAAGCAUCUCGGAGAAAGUGUUGCUUCGGAACCUAAGCGCGAACAUGACGAAAAUCACGCAGGUGCGUCGUUUUGCUGACACGGAAACGGUUCGCGUCACUUUCGCUUCUGCGACCCUACCGGAACACGUAUUUCUGGGCAGAGUACGACAUAAGGUCGAACUAUACGUUGAUCGACUAGCGCAGUGCAGGAAGUGUGGCAAGUUUGGACACGUCAAGGCAGUUUGCACUCGCCCCGAGGUGUGCACCAGAUGCUCUGGCUCCCACGCGAGCGAAAGAUGCGAAGCCGAAAGGGCCAAGUGCGUGAACUGCAAGGGCGCACAUGAGGCAACCUCGAAAGACUGUGUGAUCUGGCAACAAGAACGAGCCGUAAACAAGUACAAAACAAUUAACAAAGUAGACUUCAAAACUGCCCGAGCUGCCGUCCGAAGCCGCGGCCAGCGCAACAUCGAACACGACAACUUGAUCGUUCUUCAGAACCGUUUCAGUGACCUUUAUGAUGAGACGCAGGACCUCCCCCCCGAGCAGAGCAAAGCAUCACAGAGUGAAACACGGAGUUCGCACCCUGCACGGCGUGCAUCAUCAAACCCUGAAUCAGUCUCUCGGGAACAAGGUGCAUCGAGAGAACAGCGCGUGGAGCCUCCAAAUAGCAUUAGAGAGCAAGGCACAUCCCAACAUUCAUCGCAGCGCACAGCACAGCGGAAUUCAUACAGUCAUGCGCUCCGCACUGCCUCUGCUCAAGCACAAUCACAGCCAACCAGCAACCGUAAAACCUCCCGAAGCGCGACCGGCAACGAACAGCCCGGCCUGAUAUCCUCACUGGGAACCCUUGCACGAACUGUAAUGCCAGUGGUCACGGAACUUCUGAAGCAGUUUGACUCUCCUGUGGUGCGAGCGAUUCUCCAAAUAAUCACACUGGUUCAGCAAUGGCUCUGCGAUGGAGCUUGCUAG